GCGAAAAGAAGAACUUGGUUCAUAAUGGUCCUCAGGUCCCUCGCAGACCUUUACUUCAACCCAACUCAACGUAAAGGUCGAACCUUUCUUCCCCAAAACACAAUCUUUCCGCUCAUCAUGUUACUCUGAAACACGUGAAAGUCGCGCAACACGCUCUCGCUUGGCGCUUUCCAAUUGCCCAUUUUGUAAUUCCCCGAAAGAGGAGAGGCCCUUUUCAUUGCCAGCCAUGACGGAGGUCCUCCACUUCGCUUCGCCUCCAAGCACAGACCCAUCAGCUUCAUUAUCCCGCCCACCACCUGCGAAUGAUGAAGAGGAAGAAGAGUCGUCGGUGGAGGAGGAUAUCGAGAGCGCCGAGAGAGGGAACAGAGAGCAGCAGUUGCCUGUGUUGGCACUGUUGGUGGCGGUUCUCAGGAAGUCUCUGGUUGCUUGCAAGAGCGACAGGAGCGAGCUCUGCGGCAUGGAGAUUGGUUGGCCCACUGACGUCCGCCACGUCGCGCACGUUACAUUCGACAGGUUCGAUGGGUUCUUGGGCUUGCCCGUGGAGUUUGAACCUGAAGUGCCCAGGAGAGCCCCCAGUGCUAGUACUCAUGUUUUUGGAGUCUCAACAGAGUCCAUGCAGCUAUCACAUGACUCCAGAGGUAACAGCAUUCCCACCAUACUCUUGCUCAUGCAAAGACGCUUGUAUGCACAAGGAGGAUUACAGGCAGAGGGGAUAUUCAGAAUUAAUGCUGAAAAUAGUCAAGGAGAGUUUGUGAGGGACCAUUUAAACAGGGGAAUUAUACCAGAGGGUAUUGAUGUGCAUUGCUUGGCUGGAUUAAUCAAGGCAUGGUUUAGAGAACUCCCACGAGGUGUUCUGGAUUCGCUGUCACCUGAGCAAGUGAUGCUGUGCCAGACUGAAGAAGACUGUGCUGAGCUUGUGAGGCUUCUACCACCAACAGAAGCUGCUCUAUUAGACUGGGCAAUUAACCUGAUGUGCGAUGUUGCCCAGAUGGAACAUCAAAACAAAAUGAAUGCACGCAACAUUGCCAUGGUUUUUGCUCCAAAUAUGACUCAGAUGGGAGAUCCUUUGACUGCAUUAAUGUAUGCAGUCCAAGUAAUGAACUUCCUUAAAACACUUAUCGCGAGGAUGCUGCGAGAAAGAGAGGAUGCAAUAUUCAAGUCACCUCCAACUUCCCACACAGAGCCUCCUGAUGAUAAUGGACACCAGAGUCCACAGAUUUGCGUCGAAUUUACUCCGCAGGCAAAUAAAGUUUCUGUCAGCUCUCACAAGAAUGGCGACACAAUAGGAGAAGGAAGUCGAAGUUGCGAAAUCAAAGCUAAUAAUUUCGAUGGUCUUAAGGCUGGAGCUCAACUAAGCAAAGGGAAAUUCCGACUUGGCCAAACCAGCAUAUCAAAUAUUAAAAGCUUUCAUAGAAAAAUAUAUGUGCGGGAACCUGCCGUUCAGGUAUCAGGCCCUGUUGAGAAGACUGGAGGAAUCAGCACUUUUAGCAGGAUAGAUUCAAGGAUAGAGUGGAUAGAAGCCUGGCGAUGAUGGAGGGUACGAAGUGGCCGAGCCUCCAGAGAUUUAACAACUGACAACUACAUUAUUUUUUUAAGUCCAUGUUUGCUGAGGUUGGUUUUCCUUAUGAGUCAUGUCUAUCUUUUCAUGAUGGGUGUUUGCCUGCUAAUGUUCAUUAGAAUAUGCUACUAUUGGAUCCUGCAUAACAACUCGUUUGUACGCUCUUCUUUUUUUUUUUCCCCUUUUGCUAAUCUGGGAUGAUGGUUUUGGAUGCUAUGAGUAGCUUGUGUUUGGAUUCGCCUAACACGGUUUUCUUCUGUUUCUUGUUCUAUCUGCGCAUAAUAUCGUAUUCUACACCGGCAUUGAACUCAUUGGAUCAUGGUUAUAAUUGCGACUUAGGUGUCACUGUUUUCUGCUCCAGUUUUCUCCUAUCCUUUGUCCUUCGAAAGAUGCGAGAAUCAUUCACAUUGCCUGCACAAGGGAUCUCUUCUUCGAACACGUCAAAAAUAUGCUAGUUGCCAGGCAUGUUAUCAAGUUAAACCUGCACUUCCUAAAAAUGUGAUGCACAAGACUUUGGCCAGAAGGGUAUUUGGCAUAUCUCUCCCUUGUGUCCCUGGCGAUGACAAGUAUAACACACCAAAGGCACAUGAUGGGGUGCUUGGCUGUGAAUCUCUCUGUUAUCGGAUCCUCACAACCAUAUAUCAGAUAAAACAGCAAAGCGUUUUAAAAAAAAAAAAUGGACAUUGCUGAGAAAAAAUCACUCAGCAUAUGCAGAUUCCAGUAUAAUUCUAGGGAUCUUCCUUUCUCCUUUUGUUGUGGAUGGUGAGAUUAGUCUGCAAUCUAGGCGUGGAUCUGAAUAAUGACAGUUCAGACCCUGAUCCCAGAAUCCUUUUUGGGUGAGGUGGGUGAGAUUAUGGAUUAAUGAGAUGACAAUGUUGUCACUGAAGGUCAAUUUUUGUGGCAUCUGGAAAAGUGUUGUCCUAGAUCAGGGAGUGCAUGAGGAGGUGCAGCAACUGGAGAAGAUAAUGAGAGGGAGGGAGUGAGUCUUUGGUGGCCAUUGGUUUUCCCAACAUAAUCACACGUGAAUGGUCCAGGAAGCACCAUGGCACGAAGCCCACGUGGCUAGUUGUCCCCUGGAAACAAGUGAAAUUCCAGUUGGACAAAGACGAAAAGGAAAAUCCCAGCUUCCUCACAUUUCAACCUUGAGUAGACAAAAGAAGAGAACCCCUGAUCACAGAACUGGUUGGGCAAUCUAUCCUUUCAUCAGCUGAAAAUACUUCUUUGGGAUAUCUGAACCCCUGGAGCUGGAAAACAGAGUCAAUCAUAUUGACUCUGGAUUUAAUCAUAUCGAAACCGGCAAUACCAUCUUGAAAUUAGUUAGAAUUAUCCUUCAAUCUGGUCCAUCCAGGAGAAAGGGCCAGGAUGAGACGGCAUAAGACCAACUGACGACUAUCCUCCUAUUCGACCGGUAUCCCGGGCCACGACUUUCGAUGGUUCGUUUGACCAAGCCAGAGCAUCUAUCCAGGAAAUUAGGAUGACCAAACAAUCCUGGAACGUGAAAGAACUCCAAAAGCAGAGAGAGAGAGAGGCCCAAAGCUGGAGUUGAUUCACAGCCACAACCACCCAUCCUUAUUCCACUGCUCAAAAUCAGCACCUCUAUUAAUAACUCCACACCCGUCCUUUGAUUUUUUCAACCCCCUCACCCA
This is a messenger RNA of Rhodamnia argentea, 3204 nucleotides long. RefSeq names its product rho GTPase-activating protein 1. The coding region runs from base 227 to 1531 and encodes 434 amino acids. Gene Ontology annotation, molecular function: GTPase activator activity. Gene Ontology annotation, biological process: signal transduction. The record is from RefSeq and is a predicted model, not a curated record. Lineage: Eukaryota; Viridiplantae; Streptophyta; Magnoliopsida; Myrtales; Myrtaceae. The transcript has 5 exons.